Molecule: messenger RNA, 876 nt
Organism: Chelonus insularis
Lineage: Eukaryota; Metazoa; Arthropoda; Insecta; Hymenoptera; Braconidae
Product: neurogenic differentiation factor 1-like
Exons: 1
Coding region: 1-876 (291 amino acids)
Biological process (GO): positive regulation of transcription by RNA polymerase II; axon development; sensory organ development
Cellular component (GO): nucleus
Molecular function (GO): E-box binding; protein dimerization activity; DNA-binding transcription factor activity, RNA polymerase II-specific
Source: RefSeq, a predicted model, not a curated record
AUGACAAGCUACGCGUGCUUCCAACCUUAUGACUUUCUGGACUCUGAAGGCUAUGGAUCAGCAAGUAGUCCAGAAUCAAACAUCAGACCUUAUCAUCAAGCAGAAUCGUACCCACAACCACCUCGUUCACGAGGUAGUAGCUGCGACAGCGUCAGUUCAAUUGACAGUCACAAUAAUCAAGAGUAUCAAGAUCUUGGUACAACUACUCCAAGUGUAUUCCCAGGACUGUCAGGAGGCUUCAAUUUUACUGAGUUCUACGAAGGCUAUGCAAGAGAAGCAUCUAAAUAUGAUUCAAGUCAUGAAGUCUUUAAAAACUCGAAAGAAUACAAACCAAACUACAAAACUGAAUUUGAUAAUUCCUAUGAUGUUGGAUAUUUAGAAGUUGAUAAAUCAUACAGACAUCAGCAAAAAAUGGUCCAUCCUCAAACCAAUAAUGAUUUUUUCACAAAAACUGGAAUGUAUCAAGACAGCAGCAUGAAGACAGAACCAUUUACUCAUCGAGCUGAUGGUCUCUAUCUGGAAGAAAGUUAUCAAGCUCCAAAGAAUGACUUGGAAAGUAGGAAAUGCUUCAACCAAGUCCAGGCAAGGUUCAGGCGUGAGGAACCAUCAAUCAGUUCACCUUAUCAAGUUCAGAAGACCAAGGACAGUUUGCAGAAGAUGAAGAACAACACACCUGGAAUUGAAAUCAUGAAGAAGAGAAGGCUUGCUGCUAAUGCCAGAGAAAGAAGACGAAUGAAUAGUCUGAAUGAUGCAUUCGAUAGGCUACGUGAUGUUGUUCCUAGUCUAGGGAAUGACAGAAAACUCAGUAAAUUUGAGACACUUCAGAUGGCACAGACUUAUAUUUCUGCACUCUAUGAACUUCUUCAAAGAGAUUGA